Molecule: messenger RNA, 446 nt
Organism: Racocetra persica
Lineage: Eukaryota; Fungi; Glomeromycota; Glomeromycetes; Diversisporales; Gigasporaceae
Source: the annotation of a GenBank genome assembly
AUGGUUAAACGUGCUAAGAAAUCUGAUGAAAAAAUCUUUAAUAAAAAAACAAAAACUGAUAAUAAAACUACCCUACAACAGAGUAGUACACUUGAAAGAUUUUUUACUAUUAAUGAAUUUGCACAGAUGCAUGAAGAUUGGUUAUAUCUAUUAAAGGAUGAAUUGGUUAGUGAUUAUUAUCUAAACAUAAAAAGGCAAAUUGCUUCUAUCGAAAGUAGAGGUAUCGAUGUACUUCCACAGAGAAAUCUUAGAUUCCGGUGUUUUAAGACACCUCCAUCUGAUAUCUCCGUGAUAAUUGUUGGCCAGGAUCCAUACCCAAAUGAUGCAGAUGGUCUGGCAUUCAGUUCUGAGACUAUCAAGCCGUCACUUAAGAAGAUAUUUAAUCUAUUGGAAUGGGAUAUAGAGGACAUGAAAUGGUCUAGACCUAAAAUAGGUUCCUUGGAAAA